Molecule: messenger RNA, 1064 nt
Organism: Moneuplotes crassus
Lineage: Eukaryota; Ciliophora; Spirotrichea; Euplotida; Euplotidae
Source: the annotation of a GenBank genome assembly
UAAAAUGAACGCAGCUAGGAUUACCAGACAGCCUACUAUCUGUAAGCCAAAAGCUUUAGUCAGGAAGAACACUUCUAAAAGAAGCAUCAUGAGUGGACAUUCUUCGAUGAGGAAGAGUAAGAAGGUGUCCAAGAGGAGUAUAUUGAGGAGUAGGAUUUCAGAGGAGGAUGUGUCACAGGAUGGUGUUGGGGAGGGAGGACAGGCUGAGAUUGGGUUUUUGGAGUUCUUGAGGAUUGCUAAAGAGCAUUUUACGGAUAAAAUGAAUGUCUCCAAUAUUAACAUAAUUUCUACAAAAUAUGCUCCGCUUAAAGAUUUUCAAGAGGAGAAAGAGAAGAAUGAGAAAUAUCAAGAAGAGGUUAGGCCUCUCAGAGCAGAUUUCAAGAAGAACAACAAGCCACAGCUUCAAAAUGAGUAUGAUAAAUUAAAUUCUCGACAGAUUAGGAUAAAGAAAGGAGAUAAACGUUUUAGUCAACACUACUAUCUCCUCAACCAACAACUUCGAAAUCUCAAAAUCGAAGAAGAAAUAAAAAGGGAUAUUAUUGAGAAUCUUAAUAAAAUUACUAUUGAAAAGAAGGAAACUUGAAGAAGCCUAGUCUACUAUUGCUUAAAGAGCAAUUUGUUUAAAAAUCAAAACUUCAAGGCUUUAAUGGAGGAUGUUACUGGGGCUGAUAGAGAAGGAGUAAAUAUAUUAUCAUCUCCCAACUCAAGCAGAGAAUCUAUUAAAUCAAAAUAAAGCUCCCAAGUCAAAAUCUAUAUCUAUAGUUAAAUAAGUACCUCACGAGUAAAGGUGAAGAAAUAACAAAGAAAGAAGCUGAACUAAGAAUGCUCCAGGAGAAGAUAGAGCAAUUAAAUUUUGAGAAGAAUAGCAAUUAUUUUACAAAAACUCCAUCUUUCAGCAACAUAAACUUCCAAACUGAGCAUACCCUAGAGAUGUUUGACACUAUCAAACCAAGAACAAUGACUGAGAAAGCUCAAACAAACCCCCACACAACUAUAGCCCCUCCAAAGAUCUUAAAGCCAAAGCCUAUUCCCGAAAAAUAAACUCCAUAGAAGCUUUUCAAAUA